Molecule: messenger RNA, 1587 nt
Organism: Uranotaenia lowii
Lineage: Eukaryota; Metazoa; Arthropoda; Insecta; Diptera; Culicidae
Product: cytochrome P450 9e2-like
Exons: 2
Coding region: 13-1587 (524 amino acids)
Molecular function (GO): heme binding; iron ion binding; monooxygenase activity
Source: RefSeq, a predicted model, not a curated record
CAACUAGGCAACAUGUUGCUGCUUUUGACUCUGGGUGCGAUUGCUGCGUUACUUUUGUAUCGUUACGCGACCGCUUACUGGGAUUACUUCGAUCGACGCGGCAUCCGUUGUCGAAAACCUACCUUCCUGUUGGGUCAUUUGGGACCAAUCUUGUUUCAGCGAACUACACCGUGUGGAAAUUUGAUGGAUCAUUAUCGAGAAUCUGUCGGAGAGAUGACCUACGGAUUUUUCGAGUUCCGCAAACCGGUGCUGAUGUUGCGGGAUCUGCGACUGGUGAAGCAAUUGUUUGUGAAAGAUUUCGACAGUUUCCUAAAUCAUACAGUGCCAAUUGAUGAGCACAUGGAUUCCAUCCUUGGGAACGGUUUGAUUUCGUUGAAGGGACGAAAGUGGAAAGAUAUGAGAUCGACAUUGAGCCCAAUGUUCACCGGAAGCAAGAUAAGGCAUAUGCUGCCACUGAUAGAUAAGUGUGCUCUUGAUCUGUGUGAUUUCGUAACAAUGCAGCAGACAGAUGGUAAAUUAAUCGAAUGGGACCUUAAAGACUUGCUGGCGAAAUGUUUGGUAGGAGUUAUUGGAUCGUGUGCAUUUGGGAUUGAUAUUAACUGUUUUGAAGAUGCUGAUAAUGAAUUUAAUAAGGCAGCCACCUACCUAAUGAGUCAGUCAGAUUUUCGAAAGGUAGCAAAAAUUUUACUUUUUAUGGUGUGUCCUGAGAUUUGCAAGAAACUUGGUUUUCAAGUGUUUGACGAUAAGUACAAACGUUUGUUCAGAUUCCUGGUAGCCGAAACGAUCAAUAUCAGACAGAAAAAUAACGAAGUACGGCCGGAUUUGAUACAGCUUCUACUUCAAGCGAAGCAGGGUGAGUUUAAGAACGAAACGCAAGCUCAUGAAGCUAAGACUCAACCAAUCCAGUGGACGGAUGAUGAACUUACGGCGCAAGCUGUUAUAUUUUUUGCUGCUGGGUUUGAAACCACUUCUACUUUACUUAGCUUUGCCAUGAUGGAAUUAGCACUACAACCAACGAUUCAAAACCGCUUGAUUGAGGAAAUUGACAAUCUUAAGGAAAACAAUCCUACCUAUGAGCAAAUACAAAAUCUUCAAUACCUGAAUGCAGUUGUUUGCGAGUCUCUGCGUAAAUGGCCUCCGUUACCUGCCACGGAUCGCAUAUGUGUUAAGAACUACACAAUUAUAAAUCCUGAUAGUCAACUUUCUCUCCAUGAUAUAGAAGUGGAUAGACCGGUGUGGAUUCCAAUCUACUGCUUCCAUCAUGAUCCGCAGUAUUUCCCGGAACCGGAAGUAUUCAAUCCCAACCGUUUUCUAGAUCCAAACCGUAACGCAAUCAAUGAAGCUGCCUUCAUGCCUUUUGGUGUGGGACCUCGAAAUUGUAUCGGAUCCCGGUUCGGAUUGCUAGCUGCAAAGCUGAUUCUGGUGCGUAUUAUGCGUGCCUAUCGCAUCGAAUGUUGUACGAAAACCGAUGAUAAAAUGUCGUUAUCCAAAAGCAAAAUGUCGAUGAUAUUGGACAAAGGGCAUUGGGUCCAUUUAAAGUUGCGAAAUAAAAAUUUCGUAGGAUUCACCUGUGGAGUUAUUAGGUGA